CCAAAUUGAAUUGGGGAAAGAAAUCCUAAAACCCCCAAUUCAAAACCCUACAAACAUUCUUGAUCGGAGCCCUAAUUCUCUCAAUUGCUCAACAAAUUAUGAAUUUGCGGUCACGCAAAAUUCAGAGCAGACGGGUGAAACGAGCUCCUUGCAGGUUUGUUGUAAUCAAGGAUGAAGGAGUAGACAUCAUUAGCAGAUUACCUGAUGCACUACUCACAUAUAUCCUCUCUUUGCUUCCCGAUGCCGAUGCGAAUCGAACUCGCGUAUUGUCGAACAGGUGGAAGAAUCUCUGGUUGUUUCUGCCAAAUCUUCAUUUCGUUAUGCCGUUCUGUUGGUCAAUUGGAGAAGUCAAGAAGUUUCACGAUUCCGUUGAUCAAGCACUUGCACUUCGAGGUGGUAUGCCAAUUGAGAAAUUCUUUCUUUACUGUUCUAAGAACUGUGAUUAUGAUCGUGUUUAUGGAUGGCUUUCUACCAUUGUUAAGUGUAAGGUUCAUGAGCUUGAACUUAGGUUUCCAGCUGAUCGAUUUAGGGCUAGGUUUUGUUGGGAUUUAUUCAAGACUUGCAAUACGCUUGUUGCGUUAACUUUGAGAGGUGAAUUCGUGUUAGAUGUUCCUCAGGCUGAGUUGCUUUUUCCUUGUUUGAAGAAAAUCAAUCUGGUAUCCAUUCUUUAUUCUGGCGAUGAAUCGAUUGUGAAUCUGAUUUCUGGGUGUCCUGUUUUGGAAGAAUUGUUUGUGGAGAGACAAGUAAUCGGUCAAUUCGAUAACUUGCAGACAUUUAAAGUCUCAUCUCCAUCUUUAAAGAGGUUAAGGAUAUCGUUUGCAUUGUGUAUUCUUGGGAAUUAUAGGGUUGUGAUCGAUGCUCCUAAACUGGAAUAUAUAUACAUUUUGGAUGUAAUGUCGACUGACUACUCUUUGACAAUGCCGAUGUCUCUUGUUGAAGCCAACAUCAAGGCUCGAACCGACAGCAAUACUGAAUCUAUUGCUCAAAUUGUUGCAAUCCUCUCUCCAGUCAAAAUCUUGACCUUGACUGAUUCAACCUUAAUGGCUCUGAGUUAUGUUCAUAAUUUAAACAUACCCACAUUCGCUAACUUGAUCAAAUUUGUGGUUGGCAUCGACUGUCUUUGGGGCUGGAAUUUGCUGCCAACUCUCCUACACAACAUGCCUAAUCUUGAGCAUAUUACCUUUUCGGAUGGACUUGUACCUUUCCCGCGAAUACAAUAUGCCUUCAACAUGAAUUGGGUCCCACCAGAGUAUGUGCCCGGUUGUCUGCGCCAUAAGAUUACAGAAAUCACAAUCUGCAACCGGGAACCUGUAAUUCAAGAAGAGUUCGGCUUAAUCAGGUAUCUGCUCCAACACUCGACUAAUUUGAGGAUUUUCAGAAUAAAUGGUCAUAGAAAUGACAGUAAGAGUCGUGAACGGUUAUUAAGCUUACCUCGUGGCUCGAAUCAGAGUCGGGUCGAAUUCGUUUGAAGUGCCUCUCUAAGAUCCUGAUGAUCUUUCACAUAAAAACAUCCAAUAUAACAGGUGAGAUCAUCCACAGAUUGUUUUGAUCUUUUCAAGUUGAACCUUCUUCUUUUUCAAACCUUUUUGUUGUGUCCUUUUCAGUUGUAGAAUGUGCAAAGUUUAGCAUAGUUGGGGGUUUUUGAUAAUCUAUAUAUACCUGUAAAAGAUCAUAGAUUGCAAGUAAAAUAGGGUCAUGGCAAAAGGGUUGCCUUGGGUUCUCAA
Molecule: messenger RNA, 1724 nt
Organism: Cynara cardunculus var. scolymus (artichoke)
Lineage: Eukaryota; Viridiplantae; Streptophyta; Magnoliopsida; Asterales; Asteraceae
Product: F-box/LRR-repeat protein At3g59190-like
Exons: 3
Coding region: 99-1469 (456 amino acids)
Molecular function (GO): protein binding
Source: RefSeq, a predicted model, not a curated record